GCUCUUUAAUUCCUGGGAUGGAAUUGAGCGCAGCUGCUUGAGAUCCAAGUUGCCACUAACACCACCACCCUCUUGGUCACCUUCUGCAACGCCAUCGCGGGGCUUUACUGUCCGUGCUUCCCUAUUGAGACACCCCGGCUGAGGCUCACGAUGUCUGACGAAGCCUUUGUGACGCUGGCCACCAACGACAGCUAUGCCAAAGGGGCUAUGGUCCUGGGUCGCUCGUUACGAGACCACCACACCACCAGGAAGCUUGUUGCCCUCAUCGGACCUCACGUAGCAGAACCGUGCAGGGAGGUGCUGCGCUCCAUCUUUGAUGAGGUGCACCUGGUCAACAUCACAGACUCGGGUGACACAGCCCACCUAGCCCUGAUGCAGCGGCCCGACUUGGGCGUGACCUUCACCAAACUGCACUGUUGGACGCUGACGCACUACGACAAGUGUGUUUUCAUGGACGCCGACACCAUGGCACUCUCCAACAUCGACGAGCUCUUUGAACGGGAGGAACUCUCGGCCGCGCCAGACCCCGGUUGGCCAGACUGCUUCAACUCGGGGGUCUUUGUUUUCCGGCCAUCUAUCGAGACGCACGAGAAGCUGGUGGCGUUCUGCGCUGAAAAUGGAAGUUUUGACGGUGGCGAUCAGGGCGUCCUCAACAGUUUCUUCAACACGUGGGCAACAGCUGACAUAGCCAAGCACCUCCCUUUUGUCUACAACCUCAGCAGCAUUGCCAUCUACUCUUAUCUGCCUGCUUUCAAACAUUUUGGCCACGACGCAAAGGUGGUCCACUUCCUGGGCAAGACCAAACCAUGGUGCUACACUUACGACGCUCACAGCGGUGAGGUGACGGGCCGCUCGGAUGGGCCCGAAUCCGGUCGGCUUCACCCGGACUAUCUGCAGUCCUGGUGGCGGCUGUACGCCACGUCGGUGAUGCCGCUGCUGCAGCGGGCCUACGGCGAUGCGCCAUUCACCAGUGGUGUCAAGGAAGAGGCCAGUGACGAUACGCUCCGGCAGGACGAGUACAUCAGUAGCACCGCGUCGCCUUCCUCUACCACAUCUGCCGCGGCGGCUGAUCUGACUUCCCCGCGGCCCAUCUCCUCCGAGGAGCGGAAGGAGCGCUGGGAGGCGGGCCAGAUGGACUACUUGGGCGACGACUCCUUUGCCAACAUUGAACGCAAGCUGGACUCCUUCCUCAAGUAGCGAGUGAGGCUGCGAUGGACAGAGGACAACAGAAGGGCCUGUGAGGAAUUGAACCCCCAACCACCCUUGCCCCCCACGUCCUCCGAGCCAAUCAUAGAAGGUUCCAUUAGAAUUAUUACUGUCUUCCAGCCUCACUAAAUGCACCUUCACAGUUUGUGUGAGUGAGAGGGGGCAUUUCUUAAAAGGGAGAAAUGCAUUGUGGGAUGUUAACUUCAUCCCCGGCGAGCUUUAGCAUAGCUGAUUAACACUGUUAAAUUAGCAUUUGCAAUUCAUACCCCGCGUGGGAUAUAGCAAGAAAGUAACCCGAUAAUUUCGCUACCGUGCCAAACAAUACGGCAAUUGUGUGAUUUAUUCAGGACAAAACAUCUCACUCGGUAACCGAAGAGCGCGGUUAACCCUCGAUAAAUUAGCAUAGUGUCAACAAGGGAGGCCAGAAAUGGCAGAAUCACUUGUUAGCAAUAGCAACAUGGUAUCAACAAUCUUCUGAUCGCAUGAUACGGCAUUUGUCCCUUUUAUUUUAAAACUGAUCGGGGAGGGAUCAUGUAGCCGAACACCGUUUCCGCCAUUAUUGAAAUUAGCAUCGGUGACUUAGCAUCAACACUAGAGAAAAGGGUGUGGGGGUAAUGGCAGUGGAACAAGAUCAUGUUUGAGUUAACCCAAAAAUGGUAGACAAAACUUGCCUGAAUGUCGUCACUGUCUUUCCGACCAUAAGGCCGCUGUGAUUUUGGACUAAAUCUGUCACUGAAAAACACCAUUAACACUUGAUGAAUUUAGCAUUAGCUACUUAGCAUCAACACUGAAUGUGCUAUGUCAAAAAUGGUGGAUACUGUGUGCCAUCUAUAUAGUACAGUUGGGCAAACUUAAAACAAAAUACACGUACAAAAUAAAUUUGUCCUGCACUCAAAGAGCACAUGCACAGGGCAUGAAAUAAAGUAUCUUGUCAAUAUAUGUGAUACUUGUCUAUCAUAUGAGAAAACACGACAACGAUGCGGUUGGGGAAGCAGAGAGAAAAAAAAAUUGAAGGUCGAAUUACUGCUUGCGUGGAUAAUCUUAUGCUGUCAAAAUGUGGAUAUUUGACAGAUGCAGUCGAUCGAUAAAAUAUUCACAACACUUCACCUUUUCCACAUUUUGUUACAGGCUUUUCCCAAAAUGGAUGAAAUUGAGUUCCUCAAAAAGAUCUGAGAAAUUUCCAUUUUUGUGCAUUGAUUAAAAUCCCAAGACUCUUAAUUAUGAAUCUGGAGUUUGAGCUUAAGCUGGUCAUCCUCUGUACAGCUUCAAUGGAUUCCACGAUCUGGUAAAUCAAGUUGAUUAGACAUGAUUUGGAAAGAAACACCUGUCUAUUUAAACUCCCACGUUUGACAGCGCAUCAUUAGCAAAAAUAAAAAUGUCCAUGUUGUGAUGGGAAAUUGUCACAUUUUUUUUGCCCUCAAAAUUUGACAAUUUGAACAAAUUUUGUUCAAAUUGUGUCAAAUUUUGAGGGCAAAAAUUAAUUGAUAGUAAAAAAAAGACUAAAAAAUUGGAGAAACAUGCUCACUCUCCCCCACAUUUAGUUUAUUUUUAAUAAAUUCUCGUUUUUUUCCCCUUCCAAUUGUCAUAAUGGGGUGUUGUGGGUAAAAUUGAGUACAAAUGUCAUCAAUGUUUGAAUUUUUUUCUGAACUUUUUUUCCCAUUUUUAAAACAUUUAUAAAUGUCAUCACAUUUUUGAAGGAAGAAUUUAAUUUUGGAGUAAGGUUGUGGAAAGGGUCAAGUGUUGGAUAUACUUUAUGGAUGCAGUAUGAUGUAUUCACGGUGCUUCAUUAAUACCCCCCCUCCCUCCCAUAUACACACAAUUUUUAAGAAAAUUAGAAAUAUUCAACUUGUUUAUCAAUCAAGGCACCACUCUACUUGGGCUAGGACAGUUAAGGAAAACAAAAUAUGAGUCCCACCCCCACAAGAUGGUAUUACCCACAAACGACCUUGUUUCAAAGAAUGAAUUGGUCUUUUAUACAGUGGGAUCGGGGGAGGGAGGAAGAGGGUCAUGGAGCGGGACUACAUCCCCCCCCCCCCCGGGGUUGCCCAGCAACUGUUCAAGUGCGGAAAAUAUUCUGAACAAGAGGGCAGCACGGGUGCGAGCGUGCUUGUCUGCCUCAGUCCUGGGUUUUCUGCGUUUUGAAUUUCAGACAUUCCCAACGAGGAGUUUGUACGUUUCCCCCCCAUGUUUGUUUGGAUGUUCUGCAUCAUCCAUACCAUAAAGUAUCCUUUGGCGUAAAUGUGAGUGUGAAUGCUAGUUUGUCGAUGUGAUCUACAAUUGGAAAAUUGUCCAUACGAGUAUGGUUGUCUUUGUGUGACUGAUUAAUGGGCAUAUCCAUUUUUUAUUUUUUUUUGUCGUCUUGAUUUCUAAUGUUGAAACACUACAGUACAGGACCACCUACCUCCCAGCCUCUUGCAUGCAAGUUCUCUCUGCUGUUUGUGGUCCUUGCGUCGCACUUCCCUGCUUUCCUGACUGCCUUAUUACCGUGUUCACUGUUUCACCUCACUCCAUUGCGGGAAAUUGCCCAUCUCGCUCCAGUGGAGGUGGCGCUACAGCCUAAAAAAAAAAAAAAAAAACAUGUACAAGUGAAAUAUUGUCAUUGCACAAUUCCCUUGUGGCUAUUAAAAAAAUGAGCAACUUGAAAAUGA
Hippocampus zosterae (dwarf seahorse) is the source of this 3854-nucleotide messenger RNA. RefSeq names its product glycogenin-1-like. The transcript has 7 exons. The record is from RefSeq and is a predicted model, not a curated record. Gene Ontology annotation, cellular component: cytoplasm. Gene Ontology annotation, molecular function: glycosyltransferase activity. Lineage: Eukaryota; Metazoa; Chordata; Actinopteri; Syngnathiformes; Syngnathidae. Bases 151 to 1197 code for a protein of 348 amino acids.